GCUCUGCUCGCAGGCGGCUUCAUGCAGGCUGAGCGCGGGGCUAGGGGCGGCCGCGGGCGGCGGGGAGGCCGGGAGCGGCCCGGAGGGGACCGAGAGCCGGCCGGGGCAGCGACGGCGCUGGCGAGAGGAGGCGGCGGGGACGGAGGCGGCCGGCGGGGCCGAGGCCGGGGCUUCCGCCGAGGCCGAGGAGGUGGCGCACCGCGAGGCGGCCGCCGGGAGCCUGGAGGCCGGGGCGGCGGAGCCAGCACGCGGGUGGAAGACGACGAUUCAGAUACCUACGGAGAAGAGAAUGACGAGCAAGGAAAUUUUUCUAGAAGAAAGAUCGUCUCCAACUGGGAUCGCUAUCAAGACACUGAAAAGGAGGUCAAUGGUGAAAGUGGAGAAUCUCAGCGGGGCACAGACUUCAGCGUCCUCCUGAGCUCUGCAGGGGACUCCUUUUCACAGUUCCGAUUUGCUGAGGAGAAAGAAUGGGAUGGUGAAACUUCAUGUCCAAAACAGCAUUCAGCACUCUAUGUGGACAGUGAGUCACUGGUUCGAGCCCUUGAGCAGCUGCCUCUUGCAGUCCGGCUUAAUGUUGCUUCAGAGUUGAUCCAGACCACAAUUCCUUUAGAACUUCCACAGGUGAAACCAAGGAGAAACGAUGAUGGCAAGGAGCGGGGCAUGCAUUUCAGGGGACCCAUCUCUGAGCUCAGAUCUGCCUCUGGUGCCUGUGCCAGGUCUCUGAGCAGAGGCGGUCUAAGGCAAAGCCCUUUAGAAGGUUUGCAGAAAGCAUCUUCCCCACCCCACUCAGUGGCAGACCAUCUGGAAGAAGAACUGGAUGUGUUGCUGCAUUUAGAUGCGCCUGUGCAAGAGGAAGACAAUCUCUCUCUAGACCAGACAUCUCGGGACCAGGAACCAGAAACAGAUGGGCAGGUAGCCCAGGAGGAAACAGUUCCUGAAAAACCAUUUGUGACCAGAGAGAAGAAUGUGGCACCUGAGCAGCCAAGCACAUCGAAAAAUGUCACCGAGGAAGAGCUGGAGGACUGGCUGGACAGCAUGAUUUCCUGAAAGGGGGUGGGGGUGGGGUCAAAGGGGAAGAGUGCCUGAAGCAAAUGUUGGUUGCCUUCUAAGUGAGGACAGGCUCAUUUCCCAGCUACCCCGUGCUAACAUGUACUGUUACAUGCUAACAUGUACUGUUAAGCUUACAGCAGCCAACACCUACCUCUGUGUUUGAUGGCAUCUGAAUACAUGUAUGAGGCUUGUUUGGGGCUUCAUUUCUGUUGUUAUCUGGCUUAGUCAUCUAAUAGAUUUCAUUAAGGACAGGGGAUGUAACAGCUACAUUUUGAACCUCCUUCCUGUCAACAUUUACAGUGUAACAGGUGGUAUUUAAGGGAAUUAGUCUUAAGCCACAAGGCAUGCAGUUGCUCAAAAUAAACACCCUCUGGUCU
Mus pahari (shrew mouse) is the source of this 1427-nucleotide messenger RNA. It is a transcript of the gene Aven, whose product is annotated as apoptosis and caspase activation inhibitor. The record is from RefSeq and is a predicted model, not a curated record. NCBI's taxonomy places the organism in Eukaryota, Metazoa, Chordata, Mammalia, Rodentia, Muridae. Bases 22 to 1047 code for a protein of 341 amino acids. Gene Ontology annotation, biological process: negative regulation of G2/M transition of mitotic cell cycle. The transcript is spliced from 6 exons.